This is a messenger RNA of Metarhizium acridum CQMa 102, 1278 nucleotides long. NCBI's taxonomy places the organism in Eukaryota, Fungi, Ascomycota, Sordariomycetes, Hypocreales, Clavicipitaceae. The record is from RefSeq and is a predicted model, not a curated record.
AUGGGGGGCAAGACUGCUAACAAGGCCGGCUACUUCGACAAGCUCAAGGGCUUGCUCGAGGAGUACCGUUCCGUCUUCAUCGUCUCGAUUGACAAUGUCAGCUCGCAGCAGAUGCACGAAGUCCGCCACUCCCUCCGUGGAGAUGGUGUUGUCCUGAUGGGCAAGAACACUAUGGUUCGCCGUGCCCUCAAGACCUUCAUCAACGACACUCCCGAGUACGAGCGUCUUCUGCCCUUCGUCAAGGGCAACGUCGGCUUCGUCUUCACCAACGGUGACCUCAAGGAAAUCCGUGACAAGCUUCUGGCCAACCGUGUCGCCGCCCCUGCUCGUGCUGGUGCCGUCGCUCCCGUCGAUGUCUGGAUUCCCGCUGGCAACACCGGCAUGGAGCCCGGCAAGACGUCCUUCUUCCAGGCCCUCGGUGUCCCCACCAAGAUUGCCCGUGGUACCAUUGAAAUCACCACCGAUCUCAAGCUCGUCGAGGCCGGCAACAAGGUCGGCCCCUCCGAGGCCACCCUGCUCAACAUGAUGAACAUUUCUCCCUUCACCUACGGUCUUGGAAUCGAGCAGGUCUACGACCAGGGCCAGGCCUUCCCCGCCGAAAUUCUCGACAUUGGCGAGGAGCAGCUCCUCGGCACCCUGUCCAAGGCCAUCACCACCAUUGCCACCAUCUCUCUGGCCAUCAACUUCCCCACCCUGCCCUCGGUCAUGCACUCCGUCGUCAACUCCUACAAGAACAUCCUUGCCGUUGCCGUCGAGACCGAGAUCAGCUGGCCCGAGAUUGAGGACCUCAAGGACCGCAUUGCCAACCCUGAGGCUUACGCCGCUGCUGCCCCUGCUGCUGCCGCCGCCUCUGGUGGUGCUGCCGCCGCUCCUGCCGAGGAGGAGAAGAAGGAGGAGUCGGAGGAUGAGGAUGAGGAGGGUUUCGGUGGUCUCUUGUGCGUGCAUUCUCCCUUCCUGGAGGAUUGCUCUGAGCUUGUACUGACUUUUGCUGCAGUGACUAAACGGCAUCCCGGAAUGACGGCGUUGGGCUGGCUUUCAAAAUCUCGGUUGGGUUUACGAUACAUGCAUCUUCCAAAAGGUUACAUAGGUCGCUUGAUGGUCAGCCAGGAUAUCUGGAAAUGUCCUCUUGACACACGACACGUAAUGAAAGCUAUGCCUCACAUGACGACUCAUACAAAUGAUUAUGUGAAACGUGAUGAAGCCGGUUCGACGUUUUGCUUCACGCUAUAUACGAAAAGCUUUUUGGAUGAUUAUGAAACAACUUCAAGAGCUUUUUAA